AUGCCUGCGAAACCGAUCAAGUGUGGCAUCAAGUGCUGGAUGCAUUGCGAUUCCAGAUCAGGAUACCUUGCCAAUUUUGAAGUUUACCUGGGACGUGACCGUAACAAUGUGGAGCAUGGACUGGCCUACAAUGUUGUCAUGAGACUCGCACGAUUUAUUAGGAAUACAUUCAGAUGGGUCUUCUUUAACAAUUUCUUCACUGGACUUCCUCUGGUGAAAUCCCUUCUCCAAAAUGGACUGUAUUCAUGUGGCACAGUGAGGUGCAAUCGGAAGGGAUUUCCCCAACAGCUGAAGAAGCCAGCAGCUCUUCGGCAAAGAGGUGACUCGCAAGUCCUGCAGCUUGGGGACAGCAACAUCACGGUCUCUGUCUGGAUGGACCGCAAGCCCGUUCACCAUUUGUCCAGCCUAAGUGACCCCACCGAGAUUUGUGAUGCAACCCGUCGAUCUGGCCAGAACAUCCUCCAUCUACAACAGCCCCACUCAGUUGCAGCCUACAACAGGUCUAUGGGAGGUGUUGAUCUGCAUGACCAGCUGCGUGCCAAGUACCCAUCAGGCCGGAAUUCGAAGAAAUGGUGGCGGUACCUCUUCUGGUUUCUACUGGAUUCGGCUAUUGUGAAUAGCUACGUCCUCUACAAGGAGUGGUCCACCAGGGAAACCAUGAAAAGGAGGUACACGCAUCUCGACUUACGGAGGGAGCUGUUGAAGGAGCUUAUUGGUAGCUACCGGAAGCGCAAGCACAGCGAUAGGGAUGAUGCUGUGGACAGGCCAGCGUUGAUGCCCGUAGAGAACAUCGUAGGUCCCAGGAAUGUGCGGCUCAAUGCGAAGCGUACAACAUGCAAGUACCACAAAACCAGGGUUGGACACCGCAGUGACACUGUAUAACUAUGGAUGCGAAGUUUGCAAUGUACACCUGUGUAAGGAGUGCCAC
This is a messenger RNA of Dreissena polymorpha, 928 nucleotides long. Its product is annotated as piggyBac transposable element-derived protein 4-like. The coding region runs from base 1 to 882 and encodes 293 amino acids. Lineage: Eukaryota; Metazoa; Mollusca; Bivalvia; Myida; Dreissenidae. The record is from RefSeq and is a predicted model, not a curated record. The transcript has a single exon.